GUUUUUUUUUUUUUUUUGAAGGAAUUUUUGGGAAUGCAUGUAUGGCGCAGUGGUUGUUCGCAUAGUUUCAUGACGACAGUCGGUAGUGAUCAUUCAGGAUUCAUGCAUCGAUAGAGUGUAGCCGCAAUGAAUUCGAAUCGUCGGAGGAAAAAGCGUGUGAGCCAUGGCAUUAGAGCGGUGGACAUUCGCCGUGGACGAAAUGGCUUCGGAUUCACAAUUUCGGGGCAAUUCCCUUGUAAACUCAGCUGCGUUGUUCCAGGAAGUCCAGCGGAUGAGGUUGGACUUAAACAAGGAGACUAUCUCAUAAGUGUCAAUGGCAACAACGUCGUGAAGACUCUACACGAUGAAGUUGUUCACCUGAUUGGUACAUCACAGGGAUCUUUGCAUCUUCAGAUUUCCGAAAGCUACUUCUCAGAUACAUCUGAUGAAGAUUGCCCGCCGGCGACUCGUGUUCGUCCUCGCUACCCCGGUUCUCGGGUUCGACAUCGUCAUAAAAUCGCCUCCAUGAGUCACCUAGAUGGAGCAUCAUUUUCCCGAUCUGCGAACGGUGUGGACCAAUUUGGCUUUAAUGAAACCGUUGGUCAAAAUUAUCGAGGUUACCAUGCACUCAGUGAAUCUUUCUUACACCCUUUGCGUCGAAGCCCUCGAAAGCGUGAUCGAAUCAUAGCCGCGAGUCGCGGCAGGCUCAGCUUGGAUGUAGAUUCUCAGCAGUCCGCCGAAUACUCCCGCACCAUUCAAAACGAGGAAAUUCUCAUGCGAACUGUCGUGGGUUACUUGGGAACUAUUGGAAUGCCUAAAGAUACGCACAUGAUUCCGAAUUCUCGCCUUCAAGCCGUACGAAGCUGCAUUCGCCGCCUGCGUGUCGAGAAGAAAGUUCACACCCUCGUACUGUUCUCGAUAUUGCGGGAGAAAAUAAUCCUGCAGAAUCCACAUGGAAUGAUUCUUGCUUCGUAUCCGUGUGACCGCGUGACGUUUUGCGGAGCAUAUGCCGACGAUGACAAGUUUUUCGGCAUUGUAACUCGUAGUUCUUCCAGUGAUGCCGAGGGAUCCUCUGCGACAGCAUCUCGCAGAGUCAGUGCUUCCAGUUCGUGCCAUGUGUUCAUGGUCGACGCGAAAAUGCAUUCGCAUCCUGAUCAUGUGAAGAGAGCUCGUGCAUUCCGCAUUGAAUGCACGCGAUCGGAGGAAGAAUCAUACCAGUGUGCUGAAUUCCCCUUGUCGGCUGGCCCAAUACUGCAAGCAAUCGUCAAAGUCUGGGGGAAAUCCAACCCAACCGACACUUCAUCAGCUCCAGGAUUAAUCAAUGCCGAUUCUCCUUCCGUUCAUGAACCGAACGCUUCUCCUCAGCCAAGCCUCGCGAGCAACUCGAGCAAUUCCGAUUCCGGCAUAGGGUUCCGUGAUGACGCGCUUUCCUGUGCUGAUCGGGAAGGUGCUUGGGAUUAUUCAAAUUGUUUGGGAGCCGAAGCAUUUCCCAUAGAAUUGGAAUCGAGGCCUCGGACUUCUUUUGCUUGUGGCUCUAUGGACCGAAGAUUUGCAAAGGGCGCGUCUGAAUCUUCUCUUGUUGAUAAACUGUGCGUGAGAGCGAUGCCGACUUCACAGACAGGCUCACCGUUGACAAAACCUAUGGAUAGGCUAAGUGCACAGGUUUACAUUUCUCCAAAAGUGAACUUGAACUUUACGCGGAGCCUGGAUGAUAUUCGUGACCAAACGGACGACUCUCGACGAUGUGCAUCGGAAGACUUCGAGUGUAUAACGUUUCCUUUGGAUUCCUCGAGAAUGAUGUCGCGAUUCGGAGUCUCCACGAGUUUUCAUGGAUCAGAGAGCAACCUGAGCGUGAGGACCGAUGAGAGAAGUGAUGUAAAAGCGUCGAAUCGAAACAAACGAUACUCCAUGCUCCCUUACCCGGGAUACUGCGAGCUUGCGGCUCACGAUCUGCGGCGAAUGUUCGAUGUUGUCUGGAAUUUGAAACUCGUGCAACAUUUAAAAUUUGAAGCUGUUGGUUCUACGAAACAAGCGGACAAGGCGGAACGAUUCCGGAUUUUAGGAAAUGAGUAUUUCAGGGGAAAGAAGUACGAUGAAGCGCUCAAAGCGUACAACGUUGCCGUACUACACGCUUCAAAAGAAGAGUUGCCGUUGAUCUACUCGAACAGAUCCUUUCUGUUGUUGAAAACCUCUCGUUGGAGCCAGUCUUUGGUGGACAUUAACCGAGUUCUCAGUUCGAAAUUGAUGAAAUCGAGGGAACACAAACUGUUGCAGAGAAAAGCAGAAGCCCAGAUGCGGCUCGGCUGGUUUUCGGAAGCGAAAUCGUCGCUGCAGCUCGCGUUGGAGGCUUUAGCUCGGUCUGACCUAAAUGCCGAUGAACGAGAACGUGACGCGCAAAUUAUUGCGGAGGUUAUAUCCAGCGUCGACGCGGAGGACCCAGAAGACUGGGCAGAUUUUUGCGGCGCAGAAUUGAAUUUGUUCCGAAAAUCUCGCGGGAAAUUGAACCCUGUACCUUGGGAUCCGUUGCGAGAUGCUUUACCCCGCGAUCAAAGAAAUACGGUGUACCCUUGGCUGUCCAAGAAAAUCGAUUUGGCUAUCAAUGAACAACUGGGAAGACAUCUAGUAGCGCGGGACCGAAUUCAACCGGGAGAGGUUUUGGUUGCUGCGGAACCGAGCAUAUUUGUUCUUAGUCCUCGGAACUGGGCGACUCACUGCACACACUGCAUGUCAUUUUGCUACACUGGCAUUCCUUGCGAUGACUGUUGCAUGGCGUUGUUUUGUUCGGAAGACUGUAAAGACGCUGCUCGUGCCUACCAUCAAUACGAAUGUCGCAUUAUCGGCAACAUUGAAACGUCGAUCGGAUCCGACGUUGAAGCCGAACUCGGUCUUUUCGCGAGGCUCCGGAUAAUUUCCUCGCAAACCCUCGGAACUCUUUUGUCUUUGCGUACGAGACUGGUUGAAUUUUAUGACGAAUUCGCGUCCGGGGACGGGCUGGUGUUGCCGACCAAGUCCUUCCUGCCGUCUGGCCGAGACUUGGAGGGGUACUUCGCAAUUCACUGCCUGCAAUGGAUGCGGAUGGUCGAUAGACACGCGUUGUAUGCGAAAGCGGUCGAAGCUGCGGGUUUGUUGAAAUUGUUGGCGGCCAGCGGGUUUUUCGGCGCCGUGGGAACGGAGGUGGCCGACGCGCAGCGAUUUGUUGGCUGGCUUCUCUUUAUUCAUUGCGUUGCCGCCAGGCACCAGGUGUACAACGUGACCGAGGUGUUGGUGCCCCCGGGCGGCGUGGAGCACUUGACGAGCCGCGACUUGGGUCUGUCCAUCACGCCCGUCGUGAACUUCGCGAACCACGCUUGCUUCCCCAACGCCGCCUUGAUGUUCACGGGGAAACGGACGUGUCGCGUGGUAGCCUUGCUUCCGGUGGCGCCCGGCGAAGAGGUCACUUUGGCGUACACGCACCAGGCCCAUUCGUGGCCGCGGUCCGAGCGUCGCCGAGUCCUGCUGGACGAUUGGGGUUUCCGUUGCGAGUGCGUCGCGUGUGUGGACGACUGGCCGUCGGUGUGGCAGUGUCCGACGAGGAUUGCGUUCCAGUGCCCCGUGUGUCGAGCGCCCAUCGAAGAUUUGGCGAAAGUGGACGACGAGUGUUGUUCGUGCGGGGCGAGCAUGAGAACCGAGCUGGAUCGGCUGGCGACCGCCUUCAGUUCCGAAGGCGGCGUUUUCAACGUGCGCGUACCCGUGCUGGAAGGCACUUCCGGGACGGAGCUGGUGUUUUUGCGCGACGCCAAGGAAAAGCUGUACGCGGAGUCGGAUACGGCGGCGACUAGUCGGAUCGUCACCGGCUUCCUGGGCAACGCGUACGCCAUGCUGGCCAAACCGUGCAAAUACGUGUCUGAAGCCGCGUUCCUACUGGAGCUCUGCCUCACGCUCCAGUCGCGGUUUGUGCGCUCUGAGCGACUCUGAUUCUCUCCCUUACCUCUCUCUCUCUGAUCAAAGCGUG
Messenger RNA from Notodromas monacha, 3970 nucleotides. The record is from the annotation of a GenBank genome assembly. Lineage: Eukaryota; Metazoa; Arthropoda; Ostracoda; Podocopida; Cyprididae.